UCCAGCAAUCUCAUUCACAUUCAAGAACCCUCUCUCCCUCUCUCUCUUUCACACAGAAAUGAAGCUUCUGUUUCUGUUCUGCAUUGCUCUACUCUCUGUGGGAAGGAAUGGGUUUCAUGUUAGAGCUCAAGAGAGCUUUGUGAGAACCAGAGGAACACAUUUCAUAUUAAAUGGAUCUCCUUUCUAUGCUAAUGGCUUUAAUGCUUACUGGUUAAUGUACAUGGCCUCAGACCCAUCCCAGAGAAGUAAAGUUACCUCUGCAUUUCAACAAGCUUCAGCCCAUGGCCUCACAAUUGCAAGAUCUUGGGCUUUCAGUGAUGGUGGGUAUGGAGCAUUGCAGUACUCACCUGGUGUUUACAAUGAACAGAUGUUUCAGGGAUUGGACUUUGUGAUUUAUGAGGCCAGAAGGCAUGGAAUUAGGCUGAUAUUCAGCUUGGCUAACAACUAUGAUAGCUUUGGAGGGAAGAAACAAUAUGUACAGUGGGCCAGGAAUCAGGGGCAGAACUUGGAGUCAGAUGAUACCUUCUUUGUGAAUCCUGUAGUUAACAGAUACUAUAAAAACCAUGUUAAGACAAUUCUUACAAGGAGGAACAGCAUGACAGGAAUUGCUUACAAGGAUGACCCAACCAUUUUAGCAUGGGAGCUCAUGAAUGAAGCUAGGUGUCUAAGUGAUAUCUCUGGCAAGACCAUACAGGCAUGGAUCACAGAAAUGGCGGCGUAUGUUAAAUCCAUAGACUCCAAUCACUUACUAGAGGCUGGUCUGGAAGGAUUUUAUGGAGAAUCGUCUCCUCAGAAGCAGCAAUUUAACCCAGGGUUCCAAGUGGGAACAGAUUUCAUUGCAAACAAUCAGAUAUGGGGCAUUGAUUUUGCUACUGUUCAUUCAUACCCUGAUCAAUGGCUAUCAGGGUCAAAUUAUGAAACCCAACUUUCUUUUUUGGGAAGCUGGCUUAACACCCACAUCCAAGACGCAGAAACCAUCCUGAGAAAGCCAUUGCUUCUUGCCGAAUUCGGAAAUUCUUGGAAAGAUCCAGGUUUCAACGAGUAUCAACGAGACAUGUUAUUCAACACAGUUUACAAUAGCAUAUAUGCAUCAGCCAGAAGAGGAGGAGCAACAGUUGGGGGUUUAUUUUGGCAGCUCUUAGCAGAAGGAAUGGACUCGUAUCGUGAUGGUUAUGAAAUUGUUCUCACUCAGAACCCCUCAACUGUAAAUAUAAUUACCCAGCAAUCCCAUAAGCUCACAUACCUUAGUAGGUUGUUUGCGAGGUGGAGGAACAUUGAGAAAUUGAAAAGGGCCAGAUCCAUUAGAAGAGCUCAAUGGCUGGCUAGAACUAGGGGAAAGAAUAGUGGAAACUGAAACCGAAAGAUAAAGAUGUUGGGCACUGACAUAAUUAGCAGAUGGUGGGGUUUGGGCAUCUACGGGUUGGUUUCUAAGGUGUUGUGGUGUGAUUUGGAAAAGGUUUUAAUGUGUCUGGGUUUCUCUUUGCGAUGAAUAUUGUUCAUCCAGGAGAAAAGGUUAGAAGGUGAACUUUACACUAUAAUUAAGAUAUUUAAAGGAGAUUUGAGUUUA
This is a messenger RNA of Amborella trichopoda, 1567 nucleotides long. It is a transcript of the gene MAN7, whose product is annotated as Glycosyl hydrolase superfamily protein. Gene Ontology annotation, biological process: polysaccharide catabolic process. The record is from RefSeq and is a predicted model, not a curated record. Gene Ontology annotation, molecular function: mannan endo-1,4-beta-mannosidase activity. Lineage: Eukaryota; Viridiplantae; Streptophyta; Magnoliopsida; Amborellales; Amborellaceae.